Molecule: messenger RNA, 4772 nt
Organism: Drosophila mojavensis
Lineage: Eukaryota; Metazoa; Arthropoda; Insecta; Diptera; Drosophilidae
Gene: Clk
Product: circadian locomoter output cycles protein kaput
Exons: 8
Coding region: 410-3541 (1043 amino acids)
Biological process (GO): circadian regulation of gene expression; regulation of transcription by RNA polymerase II
Cellular component (GO): cytoplasm; CLOCK-BMAL transcription complex; nucleus
Molecular function (GO): DNA-binding transcription factor activity, RNA polymerase II-specific; protein dimerization activity; RNA polymerase II cis-regulatory region sequence-specific DNA binding
Source: RefSeq, a predicted model, not a curated record
AGUUAGAUUUUGACACGCGCAGCGACAACGAGCCCCAACAACGCGUCUCUCUCUCUCGCUUCAUUCGUUCACAUACAGUUCAGAGGCGCCACAGCGAGGGCCCAAACCUCAAAGCUAACUGAAAAAUAAAGAAUACUUACAAAAUGUGUGAAAUAUUUAAACAAAUGGAACUCAGCUGCCGUGUGAAUGUCACCUAAACGGAAGAUUCAAGUUCAAUAAAGAAAUCUUAAGAAAUUAAAAAUAAAGAACUAUGUAAAUAUUUAAAUUGUGGACUGAACAAAUUUUUAGUGCAAAGGUGUUUUGUUUUUUUUUUUUUUUUUUUUGUUCCUUGCAUUUCGUAAUUAAAUUAAAAAAUAUAUAAAAAAUAUUUAACAACAAUCUGGAAGUGGAUUAUCUAAUAAAUACGAAAAUGGACGACGAAAGCGAUGAUAAGGAUGACACGAAAAGUCUUCUUUGCAGAAAGUCCCGCAAUUUGAGCGAGAAGAAGCGCCGGGAUCAGUUCAAUUCGCUGGUGAACGAUUUGAGUGCAUUGAUAACCACAUCGAAUCGCAAAAUGGACAAAUCCACAGUGCUCAAAUCCACAAUAGCAUUCCUAAAGAAUCACAAUGAGGCAACGGACAGAUCGAAGGUCUUUGAGAUCCAGCCGGAAUGGAAGCCCACGUUUCUCACAAAUGACGAAUUCACGCACCUCAUGCUGGAGUCUCUGGAUGGCUUCAUGAUGGUGUUUAGCAGCAUGGGCUCCAUAUUCUAUGCGUCGGAGAGCAUUACCUCGCAGCUGGGCUACUUGCCGCAUGACCUGUACAACAUGAGCAUCUAUGAUCUGGCUUACGAAAUGGAUCACGAGGCCUUGCUGAACAUCUUCUUGAAUCCCACGCCCGUCAUCGAGCCCCGCCAGACGGACAUCAGCGCCAGCAACCAGAUUACCUUCUACACGCAUCUGAAGCGCGGCGGCCUGGAGAAAGUCGAUGCCAACUCCUAUGAGCUGGUGAAAUUCGUGGGCUACUUUCGCAACGACACCAGCGCCCACUCGGACAGCCCGAGCAACAGCAGUCAGCUGACGUUGCCGCGCAUCUUUCAGCAGCAUCCGGGCGUUGAGCUGGACAGGAAGCUGGUCUUUGUGGGCACGGGACGCAUACAGACGCCGCAGCUGAUACGCGAGAUGAGCAUCAUCGAUCCCACCAGCAACGAGUUCACCUCGAAGCACAGCAUGGAGUGGAAGUUCCUCUUCCUCGACCAUCGGGCGCCGCCCAUUAUCGGGUACAUGCCCUUCGAGGUGCUGGGCACCUCGGGCUAUGACUACUACCACUUCGACGACCUGGACAGCAUUGUGGCCUGCCACGAAGAGUUGCGCCAGACGGGCGAGGGCAAGUCCUGCUACUACCGCUUCCUGACCAAGGGCCAGCAGUGGAUUUGGCUGCAGACGGACUACUACGUGAGCUACCACCAGUACAACUCGAAGCCGGACUACGUGGUGUGCACGCACAAGGUGGUCAGCCAUGCGGAGGUCAUCAAGCAGAGCCACAAGGACCGACAGAAGCCCACCAAGCCCCUCAACUCCUCCAGCAGCAGCAAGUGCGCCUCGGCGACGACCACGCUGCGCGACUUUGAGCUGGGCAACCAGAACCUGGACAGCGCGCUGCUCGGCAAUACGCUGGCCAGCCUGAGCAACGAGGUGGCCGCCGCCACGUCGCCCACUGUCGACUCGUCGCCCAUGUGGUCGACGGGCGCGGCUCCUGCUGCCAGCACCUGCCAGCUGAACUCGGUGAAGACGUCGCGGCCCGCUUCCAGCUACGGCAACAUCAGCUCCACGGGCAUCUCGCCGAAAGCCAAGCGCAAGUGCUACUUCUACAACAGAGGCAACGAGUCCGACUCCACCUCCAUGUCCGCAGAUUCUGUGAUCAGUCGCCAGUCGCUGAUGACGCAUGUCAGCUCGCAAAGUCAGCGGCAUCGUUCGCAUCAUCAGCAGCAACGGCAGCAGCAGCAGCAGCAACAACAGCAGCAUCAGCAACAGCAUCCGCAGCAGCAGCAGCAACAACAGCAGCAGCAGCAGCAGCAGCAGCAAAACUCACACUCUCAGCAGCAGCAGCAGCAACAGUUGCAGCAUCAACAGCUCACCCAGCACCAUCUGCACCAGCAACAGUUGCAGCUGCAGCAGGGCACUGCUGCGCCCAAAAUCCUGCCCAUGCCGUUGGCAACCACCCAGAUUGUCACGAGCAACGCCUGCCAGUUUCCACAGUCCAGCUAUCCGCUGACCAGUCCCCAGCUGGUGGCGCCCAGCUUCUUGGAGCCACCGCAGUACCUCGCAGCCAUACCCAUGCAGCCGGUGAUGGCGCCGUUUCCUGUGGCGCCAGUCCUGUCGCCGUUGCCCAUGCAGACGCAGUCGGAGCUGCUGCCGGGCGCCGUUGUCAUGACCUCCACGCAGAGCCAGCUGCAGGAUCAGCUGCAGCGCAAGCACGACGAGCUGCAGAAGCUGAUCAUGCAGCAGCAGAACGAGCUGCGCAUUGUCUCCGAGCAACUGUUGCUGGCGCGCUACACCUAUCUGCAGCCCAUGAUGCCCAUGGGCUUCGCUGCCAGCAACAUGGCCGUUGCUGCUGCCGCCGUCGAGGGCAACUCAGCCGGCAACCAUGUGCAGCGCAACUUCAACUUCAGCGGCAGCAAUGCUGUGGAGCCUCAGUUCAAUCAGUAUGGCUUCGCUUUGAACUCGGAGCAGAUGCUCAAUCAGCAGGACCAGCAGAUGAUGAUGCAGCAGCAGCAGAAUCUGCACAAUCAGCAGCAGCACAAUCACAGCCUGCAGCAGCAGCAGCCGCAGCAGAGUCAGCAACAGCUGCAGCUGCAACAGAGCCAGACUCAACAGCAACAGCAGCAGCAGCAGCAACAGUUGCAGCUGCAACAGCACAGCCAGAGCAACAUAUUGUCGCGGGAGGAUAUUGAGGACAUCGAUGCCUUCCUCAAUCUGUCGCCGCUGCAGUCGCUGAAUCAGCUCAACAACAGCAAUGCCAACAGCAAUGCCAACGCCAGCGGCAACAACAACAAUGCCAACAAUGCCAGCAAUAGCAACAGCAACAGCAACAACAAUGGCAACAGCAACAACAGCAACUCCAACACUAACAACAACAACAACAACAACUCGAAUGCUCCAGAGAACACAAAUGAAGACUCGCUGCUCUCCUACAUGCAAAUGGCCACCGAGUCGGGCGCCUCGCUCAACUUUCACAUGGGCAUCAGCGACGACGGCUCCGAGACGCACAGCGAGGACAAUAAGUUGAUGCGCAGCACCAGCAGCAAUCAGCAGCAGCAACAGCAGCAACAGCAACAGCAGCAGCAGCAACUGUUGCAGCCGCAACCUGUAGUGGCGCAGCAACUGUUGCAGACGCAACAGCAGCAGCAACAACAACAAAGCAACUUCUUUGCUGCAAAUCCCUUUGGCAGCUCGACCCAGAGUCAGCUGGCAAACGAUCUGGAGAUCCUGCCAUAUCCAAUCGGGCAGGAGGAAACACAAAGUCUGUUCAGCUCCCCCCACACUGCGAACAGUAGUCAAUAGUGCAAGUGGGCGUGGCCUGGCUGAGCUGACCAACCGAAAUUCCUUAAAACUUAGCCAUAGACAAAGACAUAAAUAUAUAUAAAUAUAUAUAGAUAGAUAUAGCUAGCAUAUAUAUGAUAUAUAGAUAUUUAGUUAUUUAGGCAGCUGUAUUAUAUAAAUCGUCUCUAAGUCCUACGGCACACGGCUCUCUCUUUAGCGUACAUAGACAAUAGCCACAACUAGUUGUAGAUCUCAACAGACUGAGUAUUGCGCUAAUCCUUAAUUCACUCUAAAUCUAUAUACAUCUAAAUAUUGAUUAUAUUCUAUAUAUAAGCUUUAUAUUAUUCGUACUGUAGGCUCAAGUUCUCAAAAGUUGAGUUUUAGCUUUAGUUUAGUGAAAGAUCGUUAUAGAUAAAAAAUAAAAAAAACAAAGCAGCCCAACGUUUGCAAUUAAACCAGUAAGUGCCAAUGCCGCACACAAGGGAUCUCUCAGAAUUACAUACACACACACACACACACAUACAUUUCCAUGUACAUAUAGUCAAAAGCAAGUAAAACAAAAGAAAACUUACAAAUACCAUAUCAUUCCGUUAUACAUAUAUACAUCUGGAAUAUACAUACAUACAUGUGUAUAUAUAUGUAUAUAUAUAUAUUAUUUUUAAAGACUGCGUCUCGUUUUAAGCUAACGAUAUACAUAUCUAGUUGAUAAGUCGAAAACUCAGGUUGAGAUUGCAACUGAAUUAUUUGCUGUGAACAUAUUCAAAUAUUAAACAAAAAAACAAAAACAAAAUACAUUAUUUUUUGUUCUUAUUAUUUGAUAACUCGAAGUUCUGUUAUAUACAUAUAUAGAAUCUAUAGAUAAACAGAGCUGUAACUGUAUUAAAAUCUGUUUCAGUUAUGAUUUUUUUCUUACUUUGUAUUGGAUAUAUCAAUGUAUAACCUAUUCACAUUCCCAUUCUAUGAAAGCUGAUAAAGAGCCAAAUGCAAAGAGCUUAAAUCAUAAAUAAAUAUAUUUAUAUAGCAUAUAUGUAUAUUUACAUACAUCCAUAUGAAUUGGCUUUCAAUUAGUUGUAAUUACUACCUGUACAUGCCUAUACAAACUAGUUAAAAAUCCCCCUAAGCCUGUAAAAAAUUGUAUUCCAUAAUUCUUGAAGAUAUGUGUAGAUAAUUCUAUAUAAACUAUAUGUAUAUAGUAUAGAUCAAUAAUUCAAACACACGUGUUGUAAUAAACAAGAGGUGAAAAAGAAGAGUA